Messenger RNA from Daucus carota subsp. sativus, 2093 nucleotides. Its product is annotated as cytochrome P450 734A1. The record is from RefSeq and is a predicted model, not a curated record. Gene Ontology annotation, molecular function: oxidoreductase activity, acting on paired donors, with incorporation or reduction of molecular oxygen; iron ion binding; heme binding. NCBI's taxonomy places the organism in Eukaryota, Viridiplantae, Streptophyta, Magnoliopsida, Apiales, Apiaceae. The coding region runs from base 146 to 1789 and encodes 547 amino acids. The transcript is spliced from 5 exons. Gene Ontology annotation, biological process: brassinosteroid metabolic process; brassinosteroid homeostasis.
GGUCCCCAACGCAGUUGGCCUUGCCAAAUAAACCUUUCCUCUCUAUUUCUUUCUGUCCAUUUCUCUCUCUCUUUCUGUCUAAACUUGUUGCUCAGAGCAUUACAAAAGCACAAGCCAAGAGAGCACAAAAAGAGUAGCUUCAGCAAUGGAAGAUCAAGAAGAUAGUUUCAACAAGCUCUACUUUGAUAUCAAAGUGGUUGCUUUGUGUUCUCUUGUGGGAAUGUUUUUGCUAAAGAUUAUGGUCAUUUUUUGGUGGAGGCCUAGAAAGAUUGAGCAACACUUUGGCAAGCAAGGGAUCAAAGGGCCUUCAUAUAAGUUUUUGAUUGGCAAUGCUAAGGAGAUUGUGAGCUUAAUGAUGAAGGCCUCAUCUAAGCCCAUGCCUUUCCCUUUCUCCCACAAUAUUCUCCCUAGAGUCCUCUCCUUCUACCACCAUUGGAAGAAAAUUUAUGGUCCAACAUUUCUUGUUUGGUUUGGACCAACUGUGAGACUGACAGUGGCUGAUCCUGACCUCAUUAGAGAGAUUUUCACCACAAAGUCUGAGUUCUAUGAGAAGAAUGAGGCGCAUCCGCUGAUCAAACAGCUCGAAGGUGAUGGUCUGCUGAGCCUCAAAGGCGAAAAAUGGGCUCACCAUAGGAAAAUCAUCACCCCUACCUUCCAUAUGGAAAAUCUCAAAUUGUUGAUUCCAGCAGCAGCUACUAGUGUGGUGCAUAUGCUAGACAAGUGGCUUGCAAUGUCUGAUUCUGGUGAUGUGGAAAUUGAAGUUUCCAAGUGGUAUCAAACAUUGACAGAAGAAACUGUUACCAGAACUGCAUUUGGCCCCAGUUAUGAAGAUGGUCAGACCAUUUUCCAACUUCAAGCCCAACAGAUGGCCCUGGCUUCUGAAGCUUUUCAGAAAGUAUUCAUCCCUGGUUACAGAUUUUUACCUACGAGGAGGAACCUGAAAUCUUGGAAACUCGAGAAGGAAAUCAAGAAAUCUCUGAUGAAAGUGAUCGACGAAAGGAGGAAGAAUUGGGACAGUGAAAAAAUGCUGGAAAGUGGUCCGAAGGAUUUACUUGGGCUCAUGAUACAAGCAAGCAUGAAGAGACCAACGACGACAACGGAAUUUAAUUCAGCGUCGUCACCACCGAUCACAGUCCAUGAUAUUGCAGAGGAGUGCAAGAGUUUUUUCUUUGCCGGCGAGCAAACAACAUCGAAUUUGCUGACCUGGACGACCGUUUUGCUAGCAAUGCACCCUCAAUGGCAGGUGCUAGCACGUGAUGAGGUAUUGAAGGUCUGUGGUCCACAUGACAUCCCUACUAAAGAUGAUGUUUCUAAGCUUAAGAUGUUAGGUAUGAUCUUAAAUGAAACCUUACGGCUUUACCCUCCGGUGGUGGCAACGAUCCGACGAGCAAAAGCUGACGUGGAGCUGGGGAAUUGCAAGGUCCCCCGAGGUACCCAAAUAUUGAUCCCAAUCUUGGCCGUCCAUCAUGAUCAAAGCAUAUGGGGAAACGAUGUCAAUGAGUUCAAUCCUGGUAGAUUUUCGGAAGGGGUGGCCAAAGCAAGCAAGCACCCUGUUGCAUUCAUGCCAUUCAGCCUUGGAGUACGGACAUGCAUAGGCCAAAAUUUAGCAAUGCUACAAGCGAAGCUUACACUUGCUAUUAUACUACAAAAAUUUUCAUUUGGCUUGUCGCCGCAGUAUCAACAUGCACCAACGGUGUUGAUGCUUCUUUAUCCGCAACAUGGUGCACCAAUCAUCUUCAGACAUUUGUCAGAACCAGUUACUCAUGAUCAAUCCUCAGAGACAGUCUAGCUAAUCGAACACAAGGUGGUGUACCAGAUAUCUAUCGAGAUUAGGACAUAAAUCAUGUGCUAUAAUCCCUCCAUCCUCGCAGAUUGUUUCUGUUCAUUUACCUGAUAGCAAACUAACCACCCUAAACUAGUACAUUAACAUGCAUGCCACUUGAGUCAUUUCCAAAAUGUGUGGAUUUUCUGGCUUGUAACUCUACUGAUCUUAGGAAUUAGCAUCUAGUUUAGAAGUUCUUAGCUAUCUAGUAGCUACUUCUCUUGUAUGUAUGUAAUGUGCUGUAUUAUGUAUAUGUUUUGCUUCUGCACAA